This is a messenger RNA of Vigna radiata var. radiata (mung bean), 639 nucleotides long. RefSeq lists its product as uncharacterized. Lineage: Eukaryota; Viridiplantae; Streptophyta; Magnoliopsida; Fabales; Fabaceae. Bases 27 to 557 code for a protein of 176 amino acids. Gene Ontology annotation, molecular function: enzyme inhibitor activity. The record is from RefSeq and is a predicted model, not a curated record. The transcript has a single exon.
AAAGAAAGAAAUUAUCUAUCGGAAAAAUGAAUUCCUCAGCACUAUGUUCCUUUGUUGUGGGCGUAUGUCUGGUGAUGGUUUGCUAUUCUCCCAUGGCAGCAAAUGGUGAAAAAGGGUUGGCUGAAAAAAUGUGCAUGGAAAACUUGGAGUACAAGGAUGCGUGCUUGAUGCUGCUAAAGCAAGCUGAUGCUAAGAUUUUGAAUGCACGAAAUGUGCAUGAGCUGGCUAAGGCAACCCUAGAAUGGGCGGUGGCGAAGGCAAAAGACGCUCAGGCCUUCCUGAAGGGAUUGGCUCAGAUAGACAACAACAAAGCCAUAGUGCAAUGUGCAAACUUCGACUACGAUGGGGUGGUUGAAUCCUUCAAGAGCGCCUUGGGAGAGUUGAAAGAUGAUCCUGAAACUGCUAGCUAUGAUGCCAAAGUUGCUGGUGAUGGACCUAAUAAUUGUGACAGAGGCUUGGCUUCAGAAAAUGUUAACAACCCUGCUAUUACUGCUCUUAAUCGUCAAAUUUUCACUCUCAGCAACUUCGCCUUCACAAUCGUCUGUAAAAUCGACUGAUUAAGUGCCAAUAUCUUGGCACUCUCGUUUUUCAUUUUUUUUUGUCUCCUUUGGUGUGUAGGAGAGUGAUUUAUAUAUAAAA